CAGUCACUCCUUAGACACUCUGUUACACUACUUUGAUAGUAGUGUGCCAUUCCUUUGCUCUCUUUUCUUCACAUAUCGGCAUUUCGAAGCGCUUGCGCUAUUCCAACGAAACACAUUGUUCCCAGUCGACAUCGCCCUUUGUAUCACAUCGUCACACGAAGCGCACAAACGCGCACAAACAUGUUUUCCAAGUUUUGGACCAUCCUUGCACUUGCUGCUGUCAAUGUCAACCUUGUUGUCGCGAAGUCAGUUGUUGCGCAUUUCAUGCUCGACAACUCCUAUGCCUACACUGUAGGACAAUGGGAAACCGACAUGAAGGCUGCUCAGCAGGCCGGCAUUGAUGGUUUCUCUCUCAACUGGAUCCCUCCGGACUGCAAUUCGCCCAGCCGCAAGUGGCAAGUCGACCGCGUCGACGACGCUUUCGAGGCUGCCGAGGACACCGGCUUCAAGCUCAUGUUCUCCUUUGACAUGAGCUACACGACCUGCAACACCUUCUGGAACACGUCUUACAUGACCGACAUGAUCACCAAACAUGCUGGAAGCUCUGCUACCAUGCGCUGGAACACCAACAUCCUCGUUUCGACCUACGCUGGCGACAAGAACGACGCUUACGGCAAUCAGUUCUUCCAGGAUCUCAAGGACUCAUGCAAGAGCGAAGGACAUCCUAUCUCUCUGGCUCCCGCUCUCGUCUCAUACGCUCAGUCCGCUCAAUCCAGUCCCGAACACUCCGCUGCCAAGAUGGUCAGCGACUACCCUUCCAUUGAUGGUUACUUCAAUUGGCAAGCGUGGCCUCUCAUGGAAGCCAACAUGACCUGCACUGCCGACCAGGCUUUCAAGGCUGCUCUCACCAAGAAUGGCAAGACCGGACCUUACAUCAUGGCCGUCUCCCCCUGGCAGUACAAGGAUCUCAACAAUGGAGUCUCAUCUGACUCCUGGGUUGCCUACUCUGACACCCUCUUCGCUCAACGCCUACACACCAUCGCCAACAACGAGUUCUCUCCCGACAUCAUCGAGGUACUUACGUGGAACGAUUUCUGCGAGUCUCACUACCUGCGCGAUCUUCCCAGCAUGACCGACGAGAGUGCCACCGACUAUGUCACCUACAGUAACGGCAUGGACAACUACGUCGAGGGCAUGAACCAUGCUCCUUGGCGCGUCAUGGCCAAGUACUACCUGAACUGGUGGAAGAACGGCAAGGCUCCCGUCAUCACCAUGGAUCAAGUCGUCUACUGGUACAGAGUCCAUCCCAAGGCCGCGACAUGUUACGGUGGCUCAUCCAGCAAGAUCAAGAACCAAGACUACCCCACCGACGCAGUAUUCGCCUGGGCGCUGGUCAAGGACAAGGCCACUAUCUCUGUCAGCGUAGGCGACAACCAAUACUGGGAGUUCGAAGCCGAUUCUUCCGGUCCUGCCCUGUCCAUGGUCCCCUUCCCUGAGGACCUUGGUAGCAGUGGUACUGCGCCCGAGGUUAGCAUCAACAGAAACAACAAGGUCGUGCAAUACUCCAAGGGCAGUAUGCCGAUUACAGCAUCUUGCCUGGAGUAACUUCAACGCCCACGUCGAACUCUGCGGCGAAGGUGUCAACAAGGGUCCUUCUUACUCUUCUUCUUCUUCUUCUUCUUCUUCUUCUUCUUCUUCUUCUUCUUCUUCUUCUUCUUCUUCUUCUUCUUCUUCUUCUUCUUCUUCUUGAUCGACACGAACAACAUUCGAGAUCUGCCGGACAGACUCAUACGAUACACAAGCCCUUCGAUUCUUGAUGGUGGAAGGCUUUAUGACUGGAU
Aureobasidium subglaciale EXF-2481 is the source of this 1781-nucleotide messenger RNA. RefSeq names its product glycoside hydrolase family 71 protein. The record is from RefSeq and is a predicted model, not a curated record. The transcript is spliced from 2 exons. Lineage: Eukaryota; Fungi; Ascomycota; Dothideomycetes; Dothideales; Saccotheciaceae. Bases 181 to 1545 code for a protein of 454 amino acids. Gene Ontology annotation, molecular function: glucan endo-1,3-alpha-glucosidase activity.